AAAAAUAUUGCUAUUGCUAUUGCUGGAGUAGUUACAAAUACUCAUCAUUAAUAAUGAACGUGUAAUGCUAAAAAGUAAUGAUGUACAGUAAUGCAGCCAUGACGAGCGUUUGAGCAGAAGUGUCAUUACUUAGUAAUGACACUUUUAAUGAUCGUGUAAGGGCCGCUAACUUGACGUUGUUCAUUGGCGGAAUGAUAUAGUGUUUGUUCGUUUAAAAAUUUUUGAAAUAAAACGUAAAUUGUAUUGUCAAUUUCUGAAAAUAGAAAAUGAGUUCUUCGUUUGCCAAGCAACAGUUUGUGUAUGUACACUUUAUACUGAAAGAUGAAAAAGAAAUUAAGGAUGCUAACGAGGAUAUGCAAAUGGCGUACGCAACUAUCCGUGAUCAUAUCAGAGAGACGCUCAUUGAUUGGAUGAUCGAAUCCGAAUGUCUCCGUCUCCAGUCGGAUCUACUGACAAAAGAUCACGUUUUCGUUUUCGAACAAUUUUCCGGAGAAGCAUUCGAGUACAUCAGUGCGACAAAUGCGGUUUUGGUAGGACCACGUUGUCUGAUCAGCUGUUUUCAAGAUAAUGAAGCAAUUCCGAAAGGAAAGCAGCCAAUAUUUACGACGGCUAUGCGUAAUCUAGUCGUUUGCAUGUCCGGGCUGAAGCCGGAAGAAAAAAACCGACUGAGUCAGAUGGUGUUCCGAAUGGGCGGAUACUAUUGGGAUGUUUUGAACAGUAGUUGCACUCACCUAGUAUCCUCUACGGUGAAAUCGAUCAAAUAUGAAAAAGCUGCAGAAAUUAAGAUGAAAAUUAUGCACCCUGAAUGGAUAGCGGAUGUUUGGGAAAAGAGCCAACGAGACAUGGUUAAAGCGACCGAUUCAAUUUUCGACAAACAUGCACUUCCGGUGUUCUACGCAUUGACCAUCACAUCGACCGGUUUGAACACACAAAAGCGCAAUCAAAUUAAGCAGCUGAUUGAAAAAAACGGUGGGAAAUAUAUUGGUGCGUUCAAAUCGGAGCUAACGGACAUUUUGAUUCUCGAGAAGGACAGCGUAGGAUCGGCCAAAUUUCAGGGCGCCGUACGCUGUAAGAAAGAAUGUCUAACGCCAGCCUGGAUUGUGGACAGCGUAGAGAAGGGAUAUGCUUUGCCCGUUUCGAAGUACGAAGUUCGAAGCCUCAAGUCAUCGACACCGACCAAAGAUGAUGCGGGAUUACUAUCGAGUAGAGAUUUCAAUCCCGACUGUUCGCAGUUGUCGAUGAUCAGUCACCAAAACAGUAGAAAUUUGACCAUCAACGAAAGCGUAAUGAGUAUGGCUUCGAUGGCACAGGCUACUUCGAAGCUGUCCAGACCGUCGUUGGCUGGAUCGACGAAUGCGGGACUAAUAACGGGACAGAAGCAAAAGUAUCGCGAAUUGUUGGAGAAAAUAAAUUUGCAACAGGUCAAGAAAGCCGGUCCGUUUUUGGAUGGAUGUACGAUUUAUUUGAGUGGUUUCACUGGAGACGAGAAAGAAAAACUCAACCGGGUUCUCAACAGUGGCGGUGCUACGCGUUAUGACGAGAUAAGCGAACACAUAACUCAUGUCAUCGUAGGUGAACAGGUGUCGGCAGAUUUUAGGGAAAUGCACGAACGGCAGAUCAACCCACAUAUUUUAACGCUGGAUUGGUUGAUUCGUUCUCUUGACUUAAGGGCACCCGCCCAGGAAGAGGACAAGUAUAUUUUUCAUCCGAAUUUGAAAGACGUUGUUGUAGGACAGACGCCAGAGUUGCCUUCUCCAGCCAGCAAGAAAAACUUGGAAAAGAUGAGCGGUACUUUCAAAAGGCCAUUAGCUCCUCCUAAGUUUCGAUUGGAUGAACCACCAGCAGCAGAACCAAAUAAGCCCAGUCGGGUUGAAGACGAUGUUCUUCAGCAAUAUAUGCAAAAGAAUACUUCCAUUCAAUUGCCACAUACGGAGCGCAAGCAACAAACCUCGGCUGUAUCAGUUGCACCACAGGCAAGCGUUUCAGAAAGUCAAAACUCAGAACUCGAUUCACAAUACUCAGAGUUCAUGAGCGGCAAAACUUUCUUUGUGUACGGGUUCUCUGAGGAGGACGCUACACAAAUAGUGACAGACUGUGAAAAUUGUGGUGGAACUAUCGUGGACGAAAGUUACACUGAUGUGGUGGACUACAUUGUGCUGCCGACGAACAGCAUUGGCGAGAUUGAUUUUGCGAUCAAGGGAAAGGAAACGGUCAACUGUAUCUGGCUUGAGACGUCCUUAGACGACGGAAUCUGUCAUCCACUACAGUACUAUUUUGAACCAAUCUUCUAUGGUGAACAUGAUCCCAAACCGUUGCAGGGUGAACUACUUGUUAUAAGUUCGUAUUCUGGUGCGGAGCGGAAUUUUCUGAUUGCACUAGGAGGGAUUCUUGGUGCAGAGGUAGAAGAUCGACUCGUGAGGAAAGCUUCUCCACUUGUAAUUUGCAAAGAACCAACAGGAGCCAAAUAUGAGGCUGCCUUGAAAUGGGAUCUUACUGUGCUGACUGGCGAAUGGUUACGCGAGUGUCUCAAAUACAAACGGCGCGUGAACGAGGAAUCUUAUCUUGUGGGAAGCUCUAUUUGCUCUUCCAAGAAUAUCACCGUGGUUCCCGAAACUAGUGGUCGUCUUUCUGACUUACCGGAGCUUCCGAAAAAUGCUUGCCUGCCAACCACAUCCACCGACGAUGUAGACAUCGAUUCCGUCUUUAUAUCACCGGCACCAGCGGUAACAAGAACUGAAUCCAUAUCAUCUGCUCAGCAGCCUAAAUCAACUGAACUACCCAAUCAGAACAUUCCGGACAGCUAUAAACAUAUUACGGUGCAGAAAUCAAAAAACACUAACGAAGUGGAGUACGGAUUUAAAAGAUUGUCUACGUCCGAGUUGUGGAAAAUCACAAACGAAGAACGCCAGGUAUACUCGCAAGAACUGGAUCUCUACGAUGAUCUACUCCAGUCACAGCGUGACCAGAGAAAACCUUUCGAUCCGGGCCAUCCAGUAGAAUCACCACUGGUGCUGAAGCAUCGUCGUCUUUCUACUCUGGCUAGCACGAACUCUCCGGCUACGCCGAUCGCAACCGCUAGCCCAUCGGAAUAUGAACAACUCAGCGUAACGCAGCGGGUGAUGGAAUUUGAUACACCUAUUCGUGAUACGUUGUAUAAGGUGCUGAAGGAGGCCGAGGAAAAAGAGAAAAACAUUACGCCCCGUACGCGACGAAAGAAUGAACUGCUGGCAACUCCUAGCACGGGUCAGGAUGGUCACUUGAAAACGCCAACCCUGCCUGAGUGUAUGACGAAACCCGUAACCCCUUACGGGUUUCGGCCCGAUGCUAGUCCGGAAAAUCAUCUCUACCACAAGCGCAAACUGCAGUACUGGGAUCAGUUCUAUCGGCCACGUGAGCAGAAAGAACGUCGCAAGAGCACUCCGUUGAGCGAAAUCAAACGGCGCUUCUGGCGGGAAAAUUUGGGCGACGAGUACGUUAACUAUAUAGAGUCCAAAUUCGCAGAAACACAGUUUCAACCGUUUCAACAGCAGAACGACGAUGAACGGAAUAAGGAUUCUGAACCAUCGAACGAUUGUCAGCCUAGUACCUCCAAGUCGACUGCUUGGCGAGGCAAGCAAGUGUUGAAGGACAUCGUGGGAGACGAUGAGAACGAAAACAAUCGGUCACACGGGAGUAAUGUAAGUGAGAAGAGAUCACGCGAGGAAGACGAUGACGACGAUGACGAUGGCGGUGAAACAGGAAACCCUGAACCGGCGGCAAAACUGAUGAAAAUCGCCGAAUCGGACAAUCUUAAACGUUUGAGUGACCUGAUAAGUACGAACAGAAAUGCGGCUAAAAAAACCAAGAAACUACACGAAGAACUCAAGGAGCCUCAAUAUUCGGAAAUCCCGCGGUUUGAUUCUGAGAUGGUAUCCGAAGAUGCGGUCGGUGUUGGUUGGCGUGAGCCAAAAGACUUCGGUGAUCGUUUCAACAACGACGAUUGCAAGGAUCGUAUGACCUAUGCGGGCACACCCGUGGUCCUUAUAUCUGGUGUGAAUGACCAGCAGCGACCGGAUUUGAUGGAAAAAGUCCAACAGUUGGGUGGCGAAUUAUCGACCAGGCCAACCGAAUACGAUCCUUCCUGUACACACAUCGUCUGUGGGAAACCAAAUCGAGGAGAAAAGAUUUUGUCCGGAAUCGCUGCUGGCAAGUGGUUGCUGUGUACAAAAUAUCUGCACGAUAGCUGCAAGGCCGGCUAUUUUCUCAAUGAAGAACCGUACGAAUGGGGAAAUCCACAGGCAAUCGAUUUGCCUCCAUUGGAGCCACAAGAGAAGCUGGUUGCCAAAGCGGCAUAUAACUGGCGACUGAAGAUUUCACGCGAAGCAGGUAAACACGACGGUGUGUUCACCGGAUUUCGUGUGCUACUGCUUGCUCCGAAAAAGGAACAGUUUAUUCGACUGCUGCAGUCGGGGGGCGGUUUUGUGAUUAACGUUGAUCCACCGUUCGUCAACUCGGAGGAAGCGAUGUCCGCCACCCAUUGCUUCGUGGACAAGAAAGUUAAAAUCAACCCACGCGAUCACAAGGCCUUGGCUGAAGCUGGUAUCAUUGUCAUGUCUAUUAUGUAUCUCAAUGCAUAUCUAACCUCGGAAACGCUUCCCGAUCCGGCUAAGUAUCGGAUGGAAAUUUGAAUUGUUGCGAUUGUCUGUAUUUACUUUUUUUGUUAAUUAUAAUUAUAAAUUAAAUUUUUGUUAAUUAUAAAUACUAUAUUAAAUGCCUUACUGUUAAAUUUCGUCGUACCAAUUGUAAAUUUUUUUCUUAAAAAUAAACGAUCACAAGAAUA
This is a messenger RNA of Malaya genurostris, 4819 nucleotides long. RefSeq names its product DNA topoisomerase 2-binding protein 1-A (gene mus101). The coding region runs from base 267 to 4667 and encodes 1466 amino acids. Gene Ontology annotation, biological process: DNA replication initiation; mitotic DNA replication checkpoint signaling; mitotic G2 DNA damage checkpoint signaling. The record is from RefSeq and is a predicted model, not a curated record. The transcript is spliced from 6 exons. Lineage: Eukaryota; Metazoa; Arthropoda; Insecta; Diptera; Culicidae.